Messenger RNA from Alternaria rosae, 1252 nucleotides. RefSeq lists its product as uncharacterized. Lineage: Eukaryota; Fungi; Ascomycota; Dothideomycetes; Pleosporales; Pleosporaceae. The record is from RefSeq and is a predicted model, not a curated record. Bases 252 to 1001 code for a protein of 249 amino acids. The transcript is spliced from 2 exons. Gene Ontology annotation, molecular function: acyltransferase activity, transferring groups other than amino-acyl groups.
GGCUAUCGGGGCAGGUGUGCUGGGGCGAAAGAGUGUUACUUGCCAGCCUCGCCAAGACGCUAAAUGUGUCGACGGUACCUUCCUUGUUGGGAUACUUCACCCUAACACGGCAAUCUACGAUGUCCAAUACUUGGGUCAAGCUAUAUCUCCGAUUGCGCUGUCAAUGCGCAGCGGCGGCGAGGUAGCGCACUUGCAGACUACUUUACCUAGCCGAUGUCGCCAUGGCUUGACGCAAUCGCCAAUCCGCUGCGAUGGGACAACGAUACGUGAUUCGGGAGGCAACGACGAAGCAAGAGCUGGAUGAGAUACUGGAUGUCAUCUGGGCUGCGAACUACACACCUUAUGAGCCGUUCAUGCAACUGUUCUUCCCGGUCCUUGGCUACACGAGCGCCCAUCGCGACAUCGCCGUCGCCGAAUCAAAAGAACGCUUCUGGAAACAACACCAAGAGGAUAAUUCCAGCCACUGGUUUUACGCUUACGACACAGUUACUAACAAGACUGUCGGCUGCUCGCAAUGGGUGAUAUCGACCGUCAACCCAUUCGUUGCAGGCACACCGAAGUUGACUGCGCCAUGGUGGCCAGAGGGCGAAUAUCGGAGGUUCUGCGAGUCAAUACUCAAUCAGGUGUACAGGCCGCGAGCGAAUUGGAUGACGCGGCCACACUGUGCACUCAACUGGAUGGCGGUAGACCCUGCCCAUCGGAAUCGCGGUGUUGGCUCUCUUCUCAUGCACGUUGGUAUUACACGAGCGGACGGACUUGAUCUCGAAUGUUGGAUGGAAGCUUCUGCCAUGGGGAAACCGCUUUACGAGAAGUUUGGAUUUCAGUCUCUGCUGAAGAUUGCUUUCGACAACGAGAAGUCGGAAGCGAGCGACGAGUGGAGGAAGUGCGCGCAUGAGCUGACGCCUCCGCCAAUCUUUGCCAUGUGGAGACCAAGGAAGUCGUCUGGGGCAAGCCCCCAGGGAGAUUUCCAAUUGCCGUGGUCGCUAGGCACCGAAUCAUGAGAAUCUGGAUUCAAGUGGUCGGAAGAGAUGGUAGUACAGCUGACGGGGAGCUUGGUUAUGUGUGGAAAGGAUGCGAUCAGAUCGAGCCAUCGUAGAAGUUAAGCAGGGUCAGGCGCUAGCUUUGAGGGCGAAUGGGUGCCGAGUAGUUGUGUUGGAGCAGCGAAUGAAGUACAGCACUUUGCCUGUGUGAAGCAUGAGCGGAGUACAUUUCCUAGAUUAUGACAUUGAAGUGAGACGCAUACCAAUAUACA